AUGACUGCACGAAACAUAACCACGAUGAGUGGAUUUCUCCUCAUGGGGUUCUCUGACAACCACGAGCUGCAGGUCUUACAGGCUUUGCUCUUCUUGGUGACAUACCUAUUGGGCUCAGCAGGUAACUUCAUCAUUAUCACCAUCACAACACUGGACCCUCAGCUCCAGUCUCCAAUGUAUUACUUUCUGAAGCAUCUUUCCAUUCUGGACUUCUCAUCCUUCUCUGUCACAAUUCCCCAGUAUGUUUAUAGUUCACUGGCUCAAAGUGGUUACAUUUCAUAUGGCCAGUGCAUGAUGCAGGUUUUUUUCUUCACUGGUUUGGCCUGGAGUGAAUUGGCCAUUCUCACAGUGAUGUCUUAUGACCGCUAUGUGGCCAUCUGCCUCCCACUGCUAUGAGGUCAUCAUGGUCCCAGAAAGUGCACUUGGGUUGUGGCAGCUGUGUGGCUAAGUGGAAGCAUCUCAGGGACAUUAUACACAGCGAGUACACUCUCUAUCAGAUUCUGUGGGGACAAAAUAAUUCACCAGUUCUUCUGUGAUGUCCCCCAGUUGCUCAAGAUCUCUUGCUUUAAUGAUUACUUUGGAGUAGUGAAAGUGACUGCUUUCAUGUCUGUAUUGGUCUUUGCCUGCUUCAUGGGGAUUGCCUCCUCAUAUGGCCAGAUAUUCUCUACAGUUCUCAGGAUUCCCUCUGCAGAGGGUCAAUCUAAGGUCUUCUCUACCUGCCUGCCCCAUCUCUUUGUUGUUUCAUUUUUUCUUUCAACAGGCAUUUGUGCCUAUCUAAACACAACCUCAGACUCUUCAACUGCUUUAGACUUCAUACUUUCUAUUUUUUACACUGUACUACCCCCAACCCUCAACCCUGUUAUCUAUAGUCUGAGAAAUGAGUCCUUUAAGGGAGCUGUAAAGAAGUUACUGUUCAGUGAAGAAUUCAUUGGGAAAAUUUUUUUUUGUUCUGUUGUUCAUGCCUGCCAACAAUGGACACAAAGAAUAUUUUUCAUAUGUUGA
Messenger RNA from Rattus rattus (black rat), 1002 nucleotides. RefSeq names its product olfactory receptor 14J1-like. Gene Ontology annotation, molecular function: olfactory receptor activity; G protein-coupled receptor activity; odorant binding. The record is from RefSeq and is a predicted model, not a curated record. Lineage: Eukaryota; Metazoa; Chordata; Mammalia; Rodentia; Muridae. Gene Ontology annotation, cellular component: membrane. The transcript has a single exon. Gene Ontology annotation, biological process: G protein-coupled receptor signaling pathway.